Molecule: messenger RNA, 1602 nt
Organism: Durio zibethinus
Lineage: Eukaryota; Viridiplantae; Streptophyta; Magnoliopsida; Malvales; Malvaceae
Product: putative 4-hydroxy-4-methyl-2-oxoglutarate aldolase 3
Biological process (GO): regulation of RNA metabolic process
Molecular function (GO): ribonuclease inhibitor activity
Source: RefSeq, a predicted model, not a curated record
AUGAAGAAAACAAAGCACUAGCGCGCGAUCUAAAGUUGCUUUCACAGUCAGAAUCAAUAUUUGAAAGUCAAGCCGCCCAUGCCCACCCCAAACUUAGAAAAUAUAUACUAGCAUCAGACAAUUGCAAGACAUCAAAGAGAACGGGGAAGCUAAGUGAGAUCCGGUUCAUCUGAAUUUAAGCUCAGCCAUUGGUGUUUAGGGAUAUUGGCCCAAAGGAGAUUUUGGGCCAGAAGAUAAGAGAAACUACGGUUGGCAGUGAGGUUUUCAGCCAGGGCACAGAUAACUAGGACCUUUUCAUCUUCCCUUCUACUUCUGUUUCUGUUUUCUUUUCUUUUCUUUCUUUCGUCAUACCGUGUCUGUCUGUUUGUUCCCGUUCCUAAUAUUCUCUCUCUCUCUCUCUCUCUCUCUCUCUCUCGUAUAUGUGUGUGUAUAUAUAUAUAUAUAUAUAUAUAUAUUUGUGCAUUGCAUCGCAUCGACUUCGUCGAUCACACACACAUAUACAUUUAUAGCAUAUAGAAGAGAGAGCCCAAGACCCAAUUGCCAGCCAACUGCCCCGGAAUUCGGACAAUUGUGGAGCUGUUUCCUUCUCAGUUGCAGCUGGUAAAAAAAAUCUAGAUGAGCUUCUUAUUGUGCAGUUGUUAUUCAUGAUAGCAAUCCCUGUAGGAAAACGAAUGGCUGCCUUUGCAACUGCCGAGGCUUGUGAUUCAAACACAGCACUUUUGGUGAGUGGUGACUUGAGCGCUCUAGAACCAAUCUUCAAGAUAUAUGGCCAGCGUCGUUCAUUCUCAGGACCCAUUGUAACACUAAAGGUGUUUGAGGACAAUGUGCUGGUCAGGCAGCUUCUGGAAACCAGAGGUGAAGGAAGAGUUCUGGUUAUAGAUGGUGGAGGAAGCACUAGAUGUGCUUUGGUUGGAGGAAAUUUGGCACAGUCAGCUCAAAACAUGGGGUGGGCUGGUAUUGUUGUCAAUGGCUGCAUCAGAGAUGUGGAUGAGAUUAAUGCAUGUGAUAUUGGGGUGCGAGCACUUGGAUCUAAUCCCCUGAAGUCAAAUAAAAAGGCUGUUGGGGACAAGCAUGUCCCAAUUUACUUUGCAGGAACUUUGAUUCGUGAUGGGGAGUGGUUGUAUGCUGAUAGUGAUGGCAUUCUUAUCUCAAAAACGGAACUGUCUAUCUAAAGCAGUAGGUACCAAGCGAAUAAGGGGACUGAGUUCUUUGUUACUGGCAUCAUCCUAAAUGUCAGUUGUGAAAUGGAUGGGUUAUUUAGUUGGAUACGAUGAUUUUUCUUGUUCAACUUGUUUUAGCUUUGGGAUACUAUUACAGGCGUAUUGUUGAAUCUGCAAUGCUAAUUGAAAUUCGAAAGUUUGGAAGUCUUUCUUACUCUGCAGUUAAAAAUUACAGAUUCCCCACAUUUGGGACCAAGGUUUAUGCAAAAUAAAUGGAAAGCAGGAUAUAUAUAAUAUGUAGUAAUAUGUAAUAAUAAAAUGCCGUGUAAUUGUGUUUCAUGUUGACUGCAGCAUUGUACAUUCGUUAGUACUUUUCCCUUCUGAAUUUACGAAGAGCUUUCCAAAUUCUUUACUAAUAUAAUCACGUAUUCUUUUUUUAAGG